AUGGUCAUUGCGCAGGUGGAGGUCCGGCGAGUUUCGUUUUUAGCAUGCAAGGAGGGGGAGGAGGUGGGUGCGGUGGAUGCUCUGAGGCGAUGCGCCGACGCCGAGGGGGAUGAGGACACCGUUCAGUGCUUCCUGUCGCUCAUUGCGCCGUCUGGCAUAGAGUUGAGCUGCCAUACCGCGCUGCCACAUGAGACGUACACAGGGGAGGCGAAGGAGUUGAGGGUUUAUUGUGCAACGAACGAAGAUCUACAGGACAUUUGGUUUUCGGUACGGGAAAUAUGUGGGACCCGUGCGGAAUUGGACGGUGACAACGUGACACUGCCGUGCCGCCUGUGGUGCCUCAAGAGCACAGCGAGGCGACAGUGUCAGAGAGACACGGCAAGUGAUGCCUCGUCGUGUAGUCACUACACUUUUUCUUUUUUAAAUUCCUCUGGAAGCGACGAAGACGAGGACGGUGAGGAUGCCGAUGCGUUCCCCACGUCGAAUUGGCAGCUGCUUGCCGAGGGCAGACUGCGUUUCAUGGAGUAUGGCCUGCAGACUGUAGAGUUAGAGAUGGACCCUGUGGCAAUGGACCGCUCGGGGGCUUUUGUGUCCGUGUUGUUUUUUGUUGCCCCACGUCUGCAGUGCACAUUGGAGGAAACUGGGGCGAACUUGCUGGAGCAGGAGGACGACAAUCCUCCUAUGUGGAUGCGUUUAGAAGCACACGAGAGCUGUGAUCCUACAUCUCUCCGAGACAUCUUCUCUUCCGAUGAUGACGAAGAUGAAGAGGAGGAAAAGGAGAAGGAAGAUGCUGAUAAUGAAGGAGAGGAAGGGGAGGAUUUGAAAACUUUUGUUGAUUCUCAUGCGGCAGCACCCAGUGAAGAAGAUCUCGUGAAUGUUUCUGAUGUCUCUGAGGCUUUUGACGUUGAGGGUGCUGCAAAUACUUCCGCCGAGCCCCCAUGUGCCAUGAGGAAGAGGAGCGGCGAGAGGGACGAGGCGGGUGCGGCUGCGGGGGCCGUGCGGGAGAGCGAUACUCACGCGGAGCCACAGCGCACUAAAAUGAUGGUCCUGUCGUCUACAUCCGAUCUGCCUGAGCGCACCGCAGCACGGUGGGUGUUGUUUGUCGAUAUGGCGCCUUGGAAUCUGCAAAUGCCCACCGAUGAAAAAAGCAUUGAAUAUGCCUCAACCGGUGAAACUGGGAAUGAUUUUUGCGACACCGCCGAGAGAUUGUGGCGGCUGACGUGUUGCAAGGCCGAUGGACACGUGUUGGCCUGCGGCUCUUCUUUUUACGAAUCAGUCUGCUCUCACCAUGGCUGGUCUGACGUGAUUGUGGCAAUCGAUGAUGACAUUCUAGCGGUUGCCGUUGUGUCAUUGCAGCUGCAGGCUCUGCUGCCUGUUGAGGUUGGCGAUGAUGUCAACAAGAACAAAAAAGACGCUUUUUUGCCGUUGGAGAAUAACGUGCCACUUCCAAAUUGCCUAAUGCGAUGGGUGCCGGUGGCAGUGUCAACACAAAUACCGAUUGCGGAUCUUCUUGUUUCAUCUGCAGACGCAUGCAUGUAUUCUGUACCGCUAUAUGCGACGACCACAGGCAAAACUUUUGCCCUGUCGUCUUUCUUUCCCUUUCGGAAAGGUAAAGCGUUGACGGUGCAGGCAAUUUUGGACCGGUUGCCUGAAGUGGUAGGUACCUCUGACAUGACGGGGUGGAUGAAGGCACAACAACGCGUUGCCGCUCAAUUCCAUGAGGAAAUGUCGGGACAGGUGCGUGGCCGUUAUUUGCCCGAGGAGCAGCUCACAGUGCCCCGGUGCAUAGACGCGGUCUAUUCCGUUGCACUUCAUGUGUGUUUUGCGGUCUCUCAGCAGCUGUGCCCUCAUGUAGACAUGGGUGUGGCAUAUCCUUUUGUCGCGCUCACUAUUAGCGGAGGAUGUGAGUUGUUGCUUCACGCAUCCGGCGAGAGGAAAGAAAAGGAUCGGGAUGAUCUCCGACGUGCACCAGUGGUAAGAUUUGAUGCGCGUGUACAAACAACCUUGGAUGAGGGUCAUUCCGUUCUGCUGCUAACGCUGCACAGUCCGGUCGCGCCAGAAGUCGUAUUUGGGCGGGCUGUUCUUUCCAUUUUUGAGUUAUCGCCCAUGUCUACCGGCCGCCUUUGGCUUCCACUUCGAAGUGGCAGGGAAUUGGAAUGCGAGACAUGUGACGGCUGUGAUCCGAGCCCAUUGUUGGAUCCACCUCCUGUGGGGUGGAUUCACUGCAGCUAUGAAUGUAUCCUUCUCUCUGAGGAGCGAGCGAAUUCGGCUGCUUUUUUGGCAAAUCAGGAGUUACUCCAACAGCCUCUUCUGCUUGCCGCACCACUCUUUGUGCCGAAGUAUUUUGCUUCUCCUUCUAUUGUAGCCUCACUCAGGUGGAACUGUUUGCGGCUUUGUAUUGUGGAGGCGGUGGAUGUCUGUGGGGUUCUGGUGCGUUCUGGGAGGUGGAAAGAGAAGAGGGGCGUGUACGCGAGGGUGGAUGUGCUCCCACCGCCCCAUUCUGCAUCGUAUGCGGAUAGUUCCACGGUUACUGUGGCAUUUGCCACACCCGCACUCGUUUCUCAUAAUCCCCGCUGGGUUUGUUGUGGCAGCCUAACUAUUGCUGCAGACACGACACACCUUCUUAUUCGGCUUUUUGAUGAACUAGACGGCGGCGAUGGUCUGCUGGAUGGAGACACGGCGGGUAUAGGGGUCAUUGAUAUCCCGCGUGUCACCAACUCAAGAUUUUGGACCACUCCUACAGGAGAAGCAUGGCUGCCACUUAUUGCCCCGAGAAGGGGGGCAUCUCCAUGUUAUCACGGGGCAGUUUUCUUGCGGUGGACAUUUAGUAGCCGGGAUGAUCCGCACAUGGAUGUGCUUCAUGGCACCAGGACAAGUCUUUGUCCAACUUGGUCUCUUUCCGCGCAAACCCAACCGUAUGGCACGUAUUGGGUGCAUUUUAGCUGUAUAGAGUUGCUGUGGACAUGGCUGCUCCAUCACGUUGCGUGGAAGGCGUCUUUUGCGUCGUCGUCGUCGUCGUUGCAGCGGCGUCCAGUCUUUUUCUUGUGGUUAAGGGCAGGUUAUUUUACGCACGAACUUCCCUUGGAGCCGCCAUCCGAAGGCGAUUGUUAUAUCAAUGUGCAUGGGGCGGUGUGUCUUCCGCUUACAGACCAUGUGGAGGUGGCGGUGUGUUGCCGUCAUGACUUCAAUUUCCUUCCUUGUGCCUCUUCAAAUGCACCUCUGCCCAUUCCUUCCGCGGAGGAUGGCUCCAAGGCAGUCUCUGUUGUUGGAGUGGGGGAGUUGUUACUGUCGAAGGAGGAUAGGGAUGAUAUCGUUGCCUACCACAGAUUACACCGGGUGGUGAUAAUGAUUGAGCCCCAUGUCAUGUACCCACCAUGCUCUGUGCAGGUGGGUUUAUUGACAGCGCAGAUACACGUUGCCCAAAUUGCACAGCAAGAAAGGGAUGCCCUUUUUCGUCAUGCAGCGAAACGAUGGACAUGGCCGCCUCCACAUCACUCUACACUUGUGGAACUGCGUCUAGGGAGAGUUUUCAUGUUGCAUGCGCGUACAACACUUCUCCAGUCAAGCCGUACGCCAUCGCCGCCUCGACGCUGGAUUGUUGGCGUCCGAGAGAAGGCGGGGGGCUCAGACAAGUCGAAUUCUCAUGACACCGCAAGCGCCUCUCAUGCGGACAUUAUUCAUCCUCCAGUAACCCUGAAUGCCACUGCCGCAUCCAACGUGUCACAGGGGGAGGGCAGCGAUACAUUGUAUCUUCGCUGGCCGGCAUCACCGUUUGUAGUCAGUCUUCGUCAACGUCCCUCGCCACCGAUGAUUGAACUUCUUCUCUCACGGGAAGUAGCGAAUUCCGAGGCAGUGAGCGUAGCUGUAACCACAGAACAGGUAGGAUCCGUCACACUCGACCUGCCAUACUGUUUUGAGAGGCAAAAAGGCACUCAGUUGUAUGCCAUCCGCCGCCCAUGCGCCUCACAUGCGAUUUCUGGGAGCGGCGGUGUGAUUGGUUUUGUGGAGCUGCAUUUUGCCCACAACUUUGUUCAAGAAGACGUGGGCGUUGAGGCAAAAGUCAUGGAAGCGCCGGAGAAGGUGGUGGGAGGUGAGAGAGUUUUGGUCAUUACGGUAGUGAAGGCCCGCUACCGGCAACGAAUGUGCCUCCCGCCUUCAUUGCAAAAAGAGGAGACACAAGAAACGUUGACAUCUUUUGUCGUGGGUGUGGGAGAGACGACGUGGCGUACGACAACCCAAAAGGGCAUGACGCCGCAGUUUGACUGUCAAAUGCUAUUUGAUCUUCCACGUAAAAAUAAAAAUGAGGCGGAAAUGGGCUCCGACGACGUGGUGGAGAUUCGAAUGCAGAUGCUCCCCGAGCUGUCAGUCAGUAACAGUGAUCCUACUCGGACUGUGGGGAUGAUGUUGUCGCCGCCGUUUGUCACCGCCUUUGCCUUUUUGCGGUUGUGCUAUGAUGAUGUUGUCUCUGCAGGCGAGAUGAAUUCCGGUCAGUGGGUUCCCUUGUACACAUUCGAUGAUCAUAUGAGUGUUGUGCGCAUUCUUGUGGGCGAAGUGCUUGUGCGAUGGAGUUGGAUGAAUCAGUUCUCAUGGGGCUGUGUGACGCCCUUGUCGGUGUGCAGGGCGCCGUCUUCAGCAAACCAUCCUGCCAACGACGUGCCAACGCCGCCGUCUACGAGGGGCGGGGAUGAAUCCCUUUCGUUGCCACCGCCUGUGUACCUGUCGCUGCAGGUUUGCGAUUUUGUGCACUUCAAUGGUUUCCUACUUGAAACUGCGCAGAAGAAGGAGAGAAGUGAGCUUUUUUUGAUGGUCUCCAUGAGCGAGUCGCCAAAUUAUUUAAGGCCAACAACUUCUUCGUUUCAAUGCCCUGACGACGAUCACCAACGCCACCACCACCUACAGCAGCAACAGGAAACGCAUCCGUGGGACGGGUUUGGUUUGAGAUACGGGGAUCGCACUGGGGGCGCGGCAUUCGAUCCCGUUUCGAAGCGCUGUGUGUGGAGGGAGUACUGUCUGCUUCCGUUGUUCAUGGAUGAAGGGUUGAAUUUGCGCUUUGAGGUCUACCGUUGCAGCGAAGAGGGUGGCACCACUGUUGUGGGCAGCGGAUGCUUGAAUAAUUGGGAUGUCGUGGGGCGUGGGAUUACGGCAGUUGCCAUCUUUGCAUUGGGUGACAUGCAGCCGUGCGGUGCGCUGACAGUAGCGCUGAUGCAGGCACCUCUUUAUAGGGAUUUGAUGGUCGUCUCCACCGGUCAACCACAGGAACGGGUGACGGAGUCGCCAGCAAAGGAUAAAGACAAAGGUCAGCCACAGCCGCAACUAGCAGAUGAUUUGAAAGGUGUGGAGUUUUUCCACUCAUCAUCGUCAUCACCAUCGGGGAUUGAUGUUCCGCAAUCGGCGUUGCUGCGCAUCACCGUACACAGCAUGGAGGUUUACGGCCAGAGUGUAUCACCCUCUGACGUAUGUUGGGAAUUAAAGUUACGGAGUGAUGCGACGUACGCCCCUCAGGGAAAGACAUACCAGUGGACACGUCUGGAUGCAGCCAAUAGUUUACUGGGGGACGGCCAUGGAGAGGAAUGGGUCGGUUGGAUGUGCGCGCAGAACAUGUCCACGAUAGUGAUUUCUUUUUUACGUCGCGAUGUGGCGGGAGGCAGAAGGAUGGCGCUGACGGGCAUGCGGGAUGUACACGGCUGGUUUGUUGUCAAUUUUCCCACACAGCUGUCGGGUGAGGAUUCCAGACGAUCAUUUCACGUGGAUUUGUUACGUGGUACUCCUUUUGGACCUUUUAACGAUGACUCUGUUCCUGUGGGACGGCUCUGCAUGUCAUACAGUCCGCUCCUAUACUCGGGUGUGUUGUAUGAUCCUUUUACCGUCUUUUUCAGGCGCACACUUCGUCUUGUGGUGACGGAGUUGCUCGGCGUGGUGCGUUCGAGGCGUCUGUGCUCCUCACGGCUUCAGCGGAUGUUACACGAGACAAGAGGGGUUGGUGAAACCGAAAAGGAGGAAGUAAAGGACGGGGAGCAUAACCACGACACGAGUGAGGAGGAUGCGCGUGUAUGCAUGAGGCUGCAGUGCGGAACAGCAACGGCGGUGUCGUCGCUUUUUUCCCCGCCCAUUGUGAAGGUGUCGAAGCGAAACGGCAUGUGGCAACUCGAUGAGGAAGAGCACUGCGAGACGCUGCAGUUCUUUUUGCUGCUGGACUGCAUCCCUGUGGACUGUGAGGAGGUCGCCGAUGUGCGUCUCUCACUGCAUUUAUGCCACGCGCUUGCGCAGCCGAAGCAAACAGACGGGGCCAACGCAUUGCUUGGGAGCGUCUUGAUUGGGGAAGGUGUCACACAUUUGUCAUGGUCAGGCGAAAAGGAAGGCUCGGGGUUGUCAACGACAACCGUAGCUGCUAGAGGAGGGGCGUCGAAACCAGCAGGUGAUGCCGCAUCGCUUUGGGUCCCAAUUUCUGCCGUGGGCGAGAAAUCAGCGCGAACGGCGUAUGCUCAUCUGCAAUACGCCUGGUCACAUGAGGUGAGUUUGGGCAGCUGGCUCGUGUGUAUUCGAAUCCGUUCGGUGGGACAACAAUCCACGCUUUAUCGUCCGUUUCUUUUUUUCCGCGUGCGGUUCCCGAACGGUGCGGAGCUUUGCUUGCCGCUGGAUUUAUUUUGCGCCUUCUCGACUUCUAAUCCAUCAAAUGAUGAGGGCCAUUCAGCGGCCGUGGCAACACCGCUGCGAUCCACGUGGUCCUUUUCUCACGUUCAACUGCCAGUGAUUUGGCCGUUGGGGGCACAAAUUGAAUCUGUCGAGCUGCACGAUUAUGUGGCGGCGGGGCUCACAAUUCAUGUGGGCACACAUCGGUGGUCGUCCAGCGACACGCCGCUUCUGGCGCUUCUCGUUGACCAGAAUGAAACUCAAGAGCCCCGGUCAACAGGAUCGGUUUUGUUUUCCUCUGAGCGGUGGUUGCGAUUCAAGGGUGUAGGCACCGGAGAGCAGAGGGGUGAGGCAGGGACGAGUGAGUGUGUGCAUGAGGUCCUGUUGGCGCGGUCCGCUUGUCCGCCAAGGGGAGUUGACGCGACGAGAUGCCUGCAUGUACCGUUCCACUGGUGGCCUCUUCAGGCAUCCUUGCGUUUCACCGCCUCCGGCUCCGAUCUGGUGGCGCUGGGGGCGGGUCGGCUGGCAGUGAGCUGCCGACUAUGCAUCGGCCGGUGGCAGCUGGAUUCGACAACCGCAACAGCAGGAUGGGUGUGGGAGAGAAAUGAUGACGAUAAUGAGGUAAAGGCCGAUGAGAUGUUCGCCUCCUACGUUGAAGUGGAACCGUCCACUGCCUCUGUGACGGCGACGUGGGGGACGCCCGCUAAUAAGAAUAGUGCUGCUGCUGUCGCAACUGGUGGCGGGGCGUUGAGGCGUUAUUUUUCUGUUGAAGAACUACGUGAUGGAUUGACGCGGUAUGCUGUUCGUGUGAGCGUCAUUUGCCGCACAAGAUGUGCUUCCAAAUUUGGCUCAGAGUCCACGACCCCACCCCCAGCAUCCGCGGCAUGGAAUGCGGGCGUGAAUACCGUUUACACAUACGAGGGCGUUCUUAUUGUCGAUGAUGACUGCACCAGCACUUGUGGGGAGACUCGAUUGGUGCUUGUGGAAGGUUCCGGGGUUACUGCGAGGGCGCCUAAAGACUCUGGUAGAGAAGAAAAUUCAAUCGCCAUGGCGUGGGUCAUUGCACACGAAGAGAUGAAGCUCUUUGCAACAGAGCGGGAAGACUCCCAUGCGGCACAGUUGUGUCGUCCAUUUCUGGACGCCGUGGGGAAGAUGAGACGUUGGCGACAACGCCACACGAACGAUGCACACCAGAAGCCUGAAAUGCCGUCAUGGCUGGUGACAUCGAUUGAAGUGAAAAAAUUGCCGGUUGUGUUGACGUCGAUGCCCAAUGCAACUUUGACGGCUUCCAAUGGUUUUCCCGCCACGGGAUUUAUUCCUCGGGACCUUCCUGUGUUGAUUCAUUUGGCCUUAAAGCGAUUUCGACGUUGCCAUUCCCACAAGAAAUCUGCUUCUUUGAAUGGGGAGAGGGUGGUGAUGGUGGGCGGGGGCGAAGGGGGAUUUCGCGCACGUUUUCCUCCCGUUUCUUUGCAUGCUCUUCCCGUCAACACUCAACAAAUUCGGCCACUUUGCGCCCUGCACGUGGAGCCCAUGUGGUGUAUUUCACCACAGCAUUGGAUGGAUCACAGACGGCCGCUGAAUCUCAUGCUUUGGCAGGAGCUGUCGUCUAGCGAAAAGCUCAGCUGCGUACUGGGCACUCUGCGCCUGGAUGUCCUUCUUAGAGAUGCCGCUGCUCAACGCCCUACUAGAAGUGGCGGUGAUGUUGCGAGGGAGGUUGUGACCGAUUGGCAGCCACUUCACGGCAGUGAAUUGUCAGUACAGUGCGCGGGAAUUGUACGAGUGCGAUUCCGCCCCGUUGUGCACCUACCGAGGGAGGAGCGUAUGAAGGACCGCCAGGUGCCUGUUUGCGUGGAGGUGCUGGAGGUCACUGCACAGUCCUUCAAGGGAAUUUUUUGUUCAAGGCACGGAGGCCGAUUGGGGCUGAUGUUUUCUCCCGCAGACAAUGCCGGCUUUGCGUCCUGCAGCAGCACAUUUUUGCGGCGUGGCGGAGAGGCGGCGGCAUUUGCAACCAACGAAACGGGUUCUCGUGGGCGGCACUUGAAGGAUGAUGCCGUUACUUCCGGCAUGAUCACGGAAGCUGCGGAUUUUUUACCGAAUGAUGACGAACAUUUUUCCUCUGAGGAGGCGGCGAGGGAAAAUAAGGAGAUGAAUAUCGAUCGCAGUGGCCCGAGUGAAACGGAUGAUCAUGUGAGUGUUCAUGGCAAUGAGGGAACAACGCCAGAGGAACUUGUGGCACUCUCGACAUUCCACACUAUUCUUCUGGAGGGACGAGAGAUGGAUCUGGACACGGGGCAGAAGACAUGGCUUGGAAUGGACGUUAUUCUGGUGGAAUGUAGAAGUGAUGGGCACCAACAGGAGGGUUCAAGUAUUGACUGCGACGAUAUUGUUCGUGUGUUGGCUGCGGAACGACUGGAUUUACGCCUACAUUCUUUCAUGUCGUGUGGUAGCACCGAGAGGGAGGAUCCACAGUCUUUGCAGAAAUCAUCAAGAGCAGGAGUGGCAUCGUCUCUCUACAGUGCCGCUGAUUUCACGGUGGCGCUCUCUUGCGUUUCUUCAGGUGUUGUCACCGUUCGUCUGCACGUUGUUAUACUCGAAUCAUCUCCCCCUUUUAUUCAUGAGGGAAAUGACACUAACCGUAAUGAUGAUUAUGAUGGUGAGGAUGCGGAAACACGGUGCAUCGCUCCACGCUUUUUUUUUGCCGCCGAUGGCCAUGGAAAGGACAGGAUCAGUUCCUUUGGUGACCGUGUCUCUGCAGUGGGUGGUAAAGUUUAUAGAAUGGGAGGGAAGGUAUACGAGUGGGAUGCUCAGGAGCUGCAACGCGUACGUUCUUCCUCUUCUUCUUCUACCGCAGGUGCCGUUGCGUUCAGUAUUCCACGGCUGAGAUGCUUUAAAUGGAAAACGGUGAAAACGAAGUCAGGGAACGUGUCUCAUCCCACGGCCCUUCCAUGGCAAUGGCGUUACCGUCUUGGGCACACAACAUGGGUCUAUGACAACAGGUACAUCAUGGUGCAUGGUGGCAUCUGCGUGAGCCAAGUUGGAGGACGAACACCACCACCGCUCUUUAAAAGAAGAGAUGGGAGGGGAAGAAGAAAUCGAAGGUGUCGCUUUACAAGUUGCAUUUUUAAUCGUGUGGCAGAGUCACUUGUCCAUGACGCGUCCUCCGCCGUUUUUUGUUACGACACGAAAGAGCAUAGCUGGGCGGUGAUGGAAACCGAGGAAGGCGACAUGGGUAAAGCGAGAGUCAAUGGUGAAAAGGUGUCGUGUCAGCAUGUGUUUCACUCCAAUGUACUCAUUCAAGAAAAGGUUUGGUGCUUUGGUGGCUGUCGUGUGGCGGGAAAAACGCGUGAAGAUGGCGAUGAAUUUGGGGACGCGAAGGAUGCAGCGUGGAUGACACAAAAAAAGGCACAUGCGUGCCGAGGCCUUCUCUCCAAUGCGUUGACAUGCCUCGAUCUUCCCACACGUCACUGGAGUAUUGUGGAGCCGGUGGCGCAGAUGACAAGCCGUGCAAUUUCUCCCGAUCGCACCAUUCCCUUCUUCUCUGCUGUGAAAACACCACUGAUGUCUUCUUCACCGCUUCCUGUGAUGUGUCACACGGCGGUGGGGUGGAAGGAUCAGAUGUUUGUUUUUGGCGGCCUACAAGAGGUGGUGGAAGGCGAAGGCACCGUGCUCAGGCCCUCCAAUGCGCUCUACAUGUUCCACACGAUCCGACUCUCGUGGUGGUUGCUCUCCCCACCAAAUGCUGUGGACGCUGUUGUUGUUGCUGAUGAUGGCGGCGUCGGCGGCGGAGGGCUCAACCUUAGUAAUGACGACACGGGGCGUCGUAGGAAUUGGCCCUCCGCGCGUUACGGACAUGCCGCGGCCAUUGUGCCUGAACACCCUCACGGUGCCUUUAUUAUCCUGGGGGGCGCCACAUGUCUUCCUAUGAAUGGGAAGAAAAGCGGGGAGUUGACGUUUGAUUGCGCGUUGGAUGAACUGCUGUGGGUAUAUUACGCAGCAUUUGGCUACUGGCAGCGGAUUGAGGUCCCGUCAUUUGUUCCACUCACUCGGCGUGUAUUUUCAUCCCUACAAAUUGUGAGGUUAACAACAGGAGAACCGUGGAUUUCGUACGUUAUUGUCAUUGCCGGUGGAUGUGACGCCUCUUUUCUGGAGAAACAGCAGCGGCAGGAGCCACAUGCAGAGGAGGAAGCCAUUGAUAAGAAACAGGGCACAGGGCUGUCCGUGGAUGCCAAUGGGGAUACCUGUAGAGGUGAUGAUAUUUCUUGCGUUUCAUUGGCAAAUGGAGCGAUUCGACACGUGUUUUUUACUGUUCUCACUUCCCCACAGUUGGAAACAGCGUGGGCCUCACUGGAGGAGCGUGGCCUUUGGCAGGUGUCAGUGAAAAAUCGAACAUGA
This is a messenger RNA of Trypanosoma cruzi, 11022 nucleotides long. RefSeq lists its product as uncharacterized. NCBI's taxonomy places the organism in Eukaryota, Euglenozoa, Kinetoplastea, Trypanosomatida, Trypanosomatidae. The transcript has a single exon. The record is from RefSeq and is a predicted model, not a curated record. Gene Ontology annotation, molecular function: protein binding. Bases 1 to 11022 code for a protein of 3673 amino acids.